Molecule: messenger RNA, 3111 nt
Organism: Psilocybe cubensis
Lineage: Eukaryota; Fungi; Basidiomycota; Agaricomycetes; Agaricales; Agrocybaceae
Exons: 5
Coding region: 1-3111 (1036 amino acids)
Biological process (GO): protein transport to vacuole involved in ubiquitin-dependent protein catabolic process via the multivesicular body sorting pathway
Cellular component (GO): endosome
Molecular function (GO): protein binding
Source: RefSeq, a predicted model, not a curated record
AUGGCGCAAUCACCCAUGAUAUCGAUUCCUAAGAAGACCACAGAGGAGGUCGACUGGACGACGCCAAUACGCAACCUUAUUUCACAAUCUUACGGAGAGAGUCCAGAUAAUUAUGCUGCAGAGUGCUCAGCCCUGCAGCGUUGUCGCCAGGACGCUGUACGGGGUGCAGGGAGCGAUAUCACAGCGCGAGACCUCCUCUACAAGUACUUUGGCCAACUCGAACUGCUGGAGCUGCGGUUCUCGGAGAUUCGAGUCAACUUUCCAUGGCAUGACGCGUUCACGAACAAGUUGAUCACGCAGACGUCUAUUGCGUAUGAGAAGGCGUCAGUCUUGUUCCAGAUCGCUGGGACACAUUCUGCUAUCGCUGCAAGCCAGAGCAGAUCGGAUCCCGAGGGUCUAAAGCGCGCAUUCUACUACUUCAGAGCUUGCGCAGGCAUGCUCACGUACAUCAAUGAGAAUUUCCUGCAUGCGCCAUCAACAGAUCUCAGUCGCGAGGUUGUCAAGUUCCUCAUCAACAUCAUUCUCGCCCAAGCAACAGAGGUAUUUUUCGAAAAAUGCACAGAGGAAAAGAAAGGCAAUGCUUUGGUGUCAAAAAUUGGGCAGCAAGCCGCGUCAAUGUAUACGUCAUUGACGGAGGAUGUGAAGGAAUUCAUGGGCAAAGGCAUCUUUGACCGCAACUGGGUUACUCUUAUACAGAUUAAAGCUAAAUAUUUCUCCUCACUCGCCCAAUACCACCGUGGCCUCGCAGAUAAUGCAGCCAACAAGCACGGCGACGCUCUCGUCCGCUUCAUCCAAGCGGAAUCGCUCGCGAAAGAAGCUAGCCGGACUGCAAGCAGCUUCGGCUCCAUGUUCGUGUCCAACAUGUCCCCCAACCUUCCCGCCGACGCAGGCACCGCCAUCGCCGAGCGCACCAAGGCGCACCUCGUCAUCUGCUCCGACAAAAAGGCUGAAGCGACGCGUGAGAACGACCUCAUUUACAACGCAAUCCUUCCCGCGUUCGAGGCUUUGCCGCAGAUUGAGAAGACGGUUGUGGCAACCCCGAUACACAUCCACGACGUCUAUGGUGCGCCCGAGGUGCAGAAGACGAUUGGGCAGGAUUUCUUUAUCAGGCUCGUGCCACUUAGUGUGCAUGAGAGCGCGUCUGUGUAUUCGGAGGAGAAGGCAAAGCUGGUGCGUGGGGAGGUGGAGAAGGCGGAUGCGGCGGAAGGAGAGGCACGGAGUGCACUGGAUGGGCUUGGCGUCAAAGAGGGGCUUGUGCGCUUUAAGGCAAUGGCAGAGGGCGAGGUAGGGGGUGGGGACGAGGUCCCGAUAGAUGUGCGGCGAUGGAAGGAGGACAUCGCGCUCGUUGAGGAUCGGGACGGCGUUGACGGGCUGAUGCGUGCGCUCAACAGCCUCAAGGGCAACGUGCACCACGAUCUGGAGGCGAUUUCGCGCGAUCUGGAUGCCGAGUCAAAGGAGUGCGAGGUGAUGAGAGUCAAAUAUGAGCAUCUGUGGUCGCAGGCGCCGAGCGCGACGAUUACGAAGAACUUUAGGCAGGAUCUCAAGUCGCAUUUUGGUGCGCUGGAGGCUGCAGCAGCGUCAGACCAGCAGGUGACAGCGUUGUGGGACUCGGUGAGGAGUGAUAUCCAGUUGUUGCUGAGUCCACAGGUCGAACAACUGUUUUCGGAGAGGGGCGGUUCGAAGCCAGAUAACCUACUUGACCUGGACGUGGAUAAUGAUGCCGACGAAUCAAAGGAAAGAACGAAGAUCAAGGGAUACGUCGAUGAGAUUGAAGAGCGGUUGAAAAGACUCAAUCUGAUCUCUAAGGAACGAGGGGAGGUUCUCAAAGAUCUGAAAGAGAAGAUUCAAACAGACGACGUUUCCCAUCUCCUACUUCUCAACAGACGCAAUGCAGGUGUCGAACCAACCCUCUUCGCUGCUGAGCUCGAGAAAUUCCGGCCGUAUCAGCAACGGCUGGCAUCCACGGUACACCAUCAGGAAAUGGCGCUGCAGGAGGUCACCACACUGUGGAAGGGUCUAAAAGAACUUGCUGGACGUGGUGCGGGCGCGCGGAAGUGGGAAGAAAGGGAAAAGAGGAAGAAAGAUACUGUGAGGCGGUUUUCGCGGGCUAGAGAUGGGUAUAUGGAGGUCCGGGACGGAUUGGCGAAGGGGCUCCAGUUUUACACCGAGCUGACAGAACUCGUCUCUAAACUUGGUACACACGUGCGUUCGUACAUAACGGAACGCGGUGUCGAACGUGAAGCACUUGUUGCGAAACUGGAAACGGAGAAGAGACUGGCGUCUGCGACUUCACCACCACCGCCGCCCCCGUUGGCAUCUAAACCUCCUCUUCCACCGCCUCCUCCUCGUCAAGCAACUUUGGAUAGUGCCUUUUCUUCGCUUAGUCUGCAGAAUGCACCAUCGCCGCCCCAGCAACCACCUCAACAUUCUUGGCAGACGAGCCCACCACCAACGCAACCUUACGGAAAUGGUGCCAAUUCAUCUUACGGAGCUGGACAACAGCAGCAACAGCAUGCGCCGUCACCGUACGCAAGUGCACCUCCCCCUCCGCCACCUUCAUCCCAGCCAUCUCAGUAUUCAUACCAACAACCACAACAGUAUGGUAAUCCGUCACCGUAUGGUAACCUCCCACCCCCACCCCCUCAGCAACAGUCCUCGUCGUUCCUUCCCCCGCCGCCACCACGGCCACCUGCGCAUUCAUCGUCGUAUUCAACGACGUCGCCAUCUGCCCCGGCGGUAGACCCAUACGCAAAUCUGGGAUUGUUCAAUCCUUCUGCGCCUAGUCAGCCGCCGCCACCGCCUCCGCCGUCACAGCCUGCUCAACAAAACUCUGGGUACGGUGGUGGUGCGGGAGGGUAUUAUUCUCAACAGCCGCCACAGCAGCAGAAUCAUUAUGGGAGCACACAGUUCCCCCCGCCUCCCCCACAACCCCAGUCGCAGCAGUAUCAGGGGUAUCAACCACAGCAGCAGCAGCAGCAGCAAGGAGGGUACCAGAUGCCCCCGCCGCCUCCUGGUCAGCAGCCACAGUAUUCAAGUUAUCAGACGCCGCCACCCCCACCUACGUCGUACCCCCCUAGUAGUGGGUAUUCGCAACAGGGGUAUGGGAGGUGA